CCAACUUUCCUCAGUCCUCCACCUCCACCCCCCUCGACCCGCAAGAGAGCCGCGAAGACGUAGUCGCUUGCGCGCUCGCCCGCCGUCGCAUCUCCUCCCUGGCGCACUCGGGAGACCCUGCUGCCUUCCAUGGAUCGCAACAGCACUGCCGCCAGCCCGCACUUUCCACGAGACAUCUGACCUGGCGUCACCUAUGACCCACACAAGCAACCAGAGGCAUGGCCACACCCGCUGAGCAAGCAGCGACGCUCGCUCGUACCACUGAGCAGGACCUCAAUUCCAAACUUAGCGACAAGCACUCGUCUGCUGAAAUUGCCGCCCUUCUCCGAGAGUACCGCGCUGCAUGCGAAAAGACCAUCUUCGCCGACUUCCAGUAUGCCGCUGACGCCGGCAUCGAGGCCCAGCUGUGGGCCGCCCACAGCAAAGUCAACACGUACUUUCGGAAGCAGCUGAACAAGUUGAACAAGGAGAACAAGAACAGGGCCGUCGAAAUACGCGUCCUCCAGAAACAGUACCUCGAGUUCAUCAAGUCCAGCCAACGCUUCUACCGCCAAUUCAUUAUACACCUGGACAGCGCCUUCGAAGGCCUUCCAGAACUCCGGGCCGUUGCGCGAAAGUGGAAGAGCGACAUUUCACAUGCCUCGGUCACGAAGCAAUUCCCGCCGGGAAUGCAGAAGCAAAUCAGAAAUUCUCUGUACAACACGCUAAUUCAGCUCGGGGAUCUGUCUCGUUAUCGUGAAGGGGAGAUUGGAGGGAAGGAGAAAGACUGGAGACAAGCGGUUGGGUAUUACGGCCUCGCGACUGCCAUUUAUCCUGAUUCCGGUAUCUCCCAUAACCAACAGGCGGUCAUUGCUCUCUCGGAAGGCAAUCAUUUCCGCGCCACCUACCAUUUAUACCGAGCUCUGGCCGCAAAGGAACCACACCCGCUGGCCAAAGGAAACCUCGAACUGGAGUUUAAGAAAAUCAUCACGGCUUGGGACAGAGGCGAGCUCAUCGGCCGGCAAGCGCAUCCCAAGGACAACGGUGCGAAUCGGGCCCUCAUCGCUUGGUUCGUGCGUCUUCACAGCAAGUGCUACAAAGGCCAAGAGUUUGCCGGUCACGAAGAGUUGGAGGGCGAGGUCUUGAGCCAGUUGGCCGUGGAAGUCAAGGAGCGGUCGCUCGAAGGCCUCGUCCAAAAAUUCAUUCUCAUCAACAUCGCCGCCGAACACUACGCUACCGUAAGGCUGGAGGCUGGCGCCCAAGAAGGACAUACAGCGCCCGAAAACGUCCGCUCCUAUUUCUAUUUCCUGCGUCUCAACGUCAAGACCUUUUUCCGCUUGCUCCAGAUCUUGCAGCCGGAAUUGGAACGCUUAACCGGCGAGGAUGUCAAUGCCACUGAGCAGUCUGAGGAACUGUCCGACAAAGUCACCGUGGUCGCUCGGCGCAUUCUCCCCGGACUUCGUCUGUACAGUUCUUGGUUCACAAACAACUGGAAAUUCCUGUCAGCCGAUCUUGACAACUUCGAAGGCUCAAUCUCAAAGGUUGAGGUGAGAGAGUUGUGGAAAGCCUAUGCCGAAACGCUCACCCUUCUCGCGUCGGCGUUUCCAGCUGACCGUCUUCCGGCGGAGCAGUACCUGCUUGAAGAAGACGUGGACACCCUCGGCUUCCGACCUUUAAUCUCCGACAAAACCCUCAAAACAUGGUACUACGGUGCUGAUCUGAAGCCAAAGUGGUCUGACGAAGGCCUCAAGCGCAGUCAUCCAAAUGUCGAGAUGGUGAUGCGCAUCCGUGACUUUUUAAUUGACGGUUUAGAGUUGACACAGGACGAGGAUGCCCCACUCGCUUUGGACGGGAUGCGUUUCAUUUACCAAGAGGCCGGCAUACCUUCUCAACUCCUCGCGAGCCCUGGCGACAAGAGUGAAAGGGCCGUGCCGGUAGAAAUUGUGGAUGUCCCCCGUAUGCAGAACAACGGCGUCAUCCCGGAUGAUCAGACUUCCUACGGCGUUGCACCCUCGGAGACCGCCUCUGUUACCAUCUCCAAAGAUGCCGCUAUGAACCGUAUGGUAGAUGAUCUCCUUGGCCCCGAGGAUGGUUUGGAUCCUCUCCCUGAGGAAGACGAAAAUGUUCCGCCAACUCCACCCGAACAGACUUUCGAGGAUACUGCACUGAUCAACGACAGUUCGUACGGGAUUACGCCGCUAAACGCCGGCGACUACGUUAACAUGGUCCGCAACUACAGCCAGUCAGCUUGCACACCGGAGAAUACAUAUGUGAACAACGCCACUGCCUCUCCCGCCAUGCGCAAUCUCCCGACUUUGCCUUCAUUGCCAGACCAGUCGGGCAUUUGGAGCAAGAAUUACGAGUCUCACGCGCCGAGCACUCCGGUGAUUCCACCUGGCUUUAGCAUGCACCACUCUUCUAUGGGGAGACACAGCAUCAGCCACUCGCGUCACGCCUCCCAAAAUUCAGUUUGGAGCCCGAUGCCAAUGCAUCAGGGACGCUCAGGCUCUACUCCAGACGGAACUGCUGACUUGAGCUACCAUGCGUACCGCAACAGCUACGGACCGGCUACCGGAAUUGGGAGCAAUGCCUAUGAUAUUGGCAUGAGAAGCCCGUUGUUGUUUGGGGGAGGUACCUGGGGGACGGACUUGGACCGCAAUCGCAGCCCCUACCUGAACACACCACCCAACGGGCAGGGUGGUGGCUGAUGCGCACGGCCUUUGCCCGCUUUUAUCGCGGGAUGGAUUUGAUGACUUUCGAGCAUCGUCGUAUUCGCGCAGACGUUCACUUCGAGUCCAGUAGGCAAACGCAGGAGGACCGAUCUCCAGGAUCCCGCCGGAUGACGCCCGCCUGUUUGACACGCUCCCGGCGCGGCACAUGAGCGGAGAAAUCGGCCUUGACGCUGGACACGGUCAGCAUAGACUACUUCGGCGUAGCUCAGAUGCGGGCUUGUCACUAACUAGGGGAUGGAUGUUGUUGAACCAAAUUGGAUGAAAGGGAUUGUUCAUUAGCUAUUUGUUUUGUCGCUCCCAGAUUGAAACCAGCGGCAUCAGUAGGUAGUAAUUAUCUGUUUUGUGAGUGCCGUAUCAAAUAAUAUCUAGACAUGGAU
Molecule: messenger RNA, 3088 nt
Organism: Aplosporella prunicola CBS 121167
Lineage: Eukaryota; Fungi; Ascomycota; Dothideomycetes; Botryosphaeriales; Aplosporellaceae
Exons: 6
Coding region: 219-2687 (822 amino acids)
Biological process (GO): nuclear-transcribed mRNA catabolic process, nonsense-mediated decay
Cellular component (GO): telomerase holoenzyme complex
Molecular function (GO): protein binding; telomerase RNA binding; telomeric repeat DNA binding
Source: RefSeq, a predicted model, not a curated record